GUGGCCAUCUUGAGCUCAAAGUAAUAAAGGAGCAAUUACUUCAAAGCGGCGUUUCUCAGCUGAGCUUCUGCUAUGGAUUUUCAGUUGUUCCAAUUGAAGUUUGCCACAGCUUCAGGGUGGAAGAAAUGGCUGGUUGGUUUUCACUAGGUGGGGGAGGUGGCAGUGGAAGUGGAACCCACCAGCAACAGCAACCACCCAGUCAUAUUCCUCCGAGGAGCAGGAGCAGCAGCAGCAGUAGCAGCCUAUUCCUAUUCAGGAACGGAGGAGAUCAGAUCUCAUUUAAUAGCAAUAAGGGUUUCGAGCUAUGGCAACUUCAUCAUCUUCAUCAUCAACAACAACAACAACCGCUGCAAGAAAACAUCUGCUCGGCAUCAUUGUCCGAUGAGUUGAGUUGCAGAGGGAGAGCAACAACAUCAGAAACAAUUGUGAGCAGUGUGAUAAGUACAACGAUGAGGCAAGGAGCUGGAGGAGGAACGAGCUGUCAAGACUGUGGGAACCAGGCCAAGAAAGAUUGCAUCCAUAUGAGGUGCAGGACUUGCUGUAAGAGCCGAGGGUUUCAGUGCCCGACCCACGUUAAGAGCACUUGGGUCCCUGCUUCUAGAAGGCGUGAGCGCCAGCAACAGCUCACCGCUAUUCAGCAACACCACCACCACCACCCCCAUCACCAACAACAACAACAGGAGCUCCUCCGAGGGUUGGAAGUGGGUAACUUUCCGGCAGAAGUGAAUUCUCCGGCAGUGUUUCGUUGCGUGAGAGUGAGCUCUAUUGAUGAAGCAGACGACCAGUAUGCAUAUCAGACAGCUGUGAACAUUGGAGGGCAUGUCUUCAAGGGUAUCCUCUAUGAUCAAGGCCCUGAAGUCCAUCAUUACGGUCCUGGAGAAAGCUCCUCCGCAGGUGGUGGAGGAGGAGGAGGUCCUCAUAAUCUCAUUACGGCAGCUACCACUACUGCUACAGUUGCUAUGACAACAAGCACAAGCGCAGCAGCAGCAGCAGCAGCAGCAAUGCUUGAUCCUUCUUCUCUAUACCCACCAACACCCCUCAGCGCUUUCAUGGCCGGUACGCAAUUCUUCCCACCCCCAAGAUCUUGAACUUAGGAGCUUGGCGGCACUUACUUCUUCCCCCUAAACCUUUCUUCUUUCC
Molecule: messenger RNA, 1140 nt
Organism: Telopea speciosissima
Lineage: Eukaryota; Viridiplantae; Streptophyta; Magnoliopsida; Proteales; Proteaceae
Product: protein SHI RELATED SEQUENCE 1-like
Exons: 2
Coding region: 126-1088 (320 amino acids)
Biological process (GO): positive regulation of DNA-templated transcription
Cellular component (GO): nucleus
Molecular function (GO): DNA binding; DNA-binding transcription factor activity
Source: RefSeq, a predicted model, not a curated record